AGGGCCGGCCAUGCAGAGGGAUCCCGGUUCGCGCCGGGGGCGGGACCGGGCCCGGGGCCAGCGGCGGCCCCCGACUUGGGAGAUCUCGGACUUGGACACCGAGGAGGCCGGCGGAGCAGGGGCGGCGGGGGCGGGGGCGCGGGCCUCGGCGGAGGGGCGUGGAGCGGCGGCCGAGGCGCUGAGGCCCGAGCAGGCUCUACCGCGCCUCGCGAUGCCUGAGGAUCCAGCCUUCCUGGAAGAUGCUGGUGCCGACGUCCUGAUGGAGGCCUUGUGGGCCCUGGGCUGCGAGCUCUGCAUCGAGCCCCAGCGCCCGGCCCGGAGCCUGCAGUGGAGCAGAGCGAGGCCCGGCCCCUGCCCCCGCGGUGUGCCUCCUGAGGUGUGGGCUUCGGAUGAGGAGGAGCUGCUGCUGCUGCUGGAGCCAGAGGAGUUCCUGCAAGGCGUUAGCCAGCUGACCCAGCAAACUGGCCAUGGCCUGGUGACCGAGGGCCCUUCCGCCACAGCCCUGACAAACAAGCAAGCUGUGUGUUCUCGCCUUCACAUCUCAGGCCCAACCUGCUCGGUGCCCUGGACUUCUCCCAAGAGCCCUGCUCUCCUGCACCUGGCCGUCAUCAGGCUGGAUGCCUACCUGUGGUCUCACCCGCUCAUUGCCCGAGGCAUGCAGAAACCAGAAAAUCCAGAGGUGGCCCAUGCGGAGGUGGCCGUCGGCUGGCCUGAGGUGGAGGAGGCUCUGGUACUUCUGCAGCUCUGGGCAGACCUGGACGUGCUGCUGGUGGACUCCUGGCAGGAGCUGAGUCAGCACGUGUGUGCCUUCACCAAAGCUUUCACCCAGCGCCCUUUCAGGCAAUACCAGGAAUCCCAGGCCUUUUCCUUCUGCACCGCAGGGCACUGGGCAGGAGGCAAGCCAGUGGCCAGAGAUGGCAGAGGGCUGUGGGGGGCCUGACAGAGGCAGAUCAGGCAGUUCAGUCGGGUCAGCGCAGCUGUGGCUGAUGCCAUUGUUACCGCCUUCCCUUUCCCCCAUCUUCUGUAGCAGGCUUUUGCGGCCUGCAGCACGGAGCAGGAGUGCCUAGGCCUCCUGGCUGACCUCCCUGUGAAGGCUGGUGAGGGCAUGUGGCCCCACAGGGUGGGACCUGACCUCUCCUGCUGCAUCUGCCUCUUCCUGACCACUGCCAACCCUGACCUUCUGCUGGACCUGGGUUCCUGA
Cynocephalus volans (Philippine flying lemur) is the source of this 1201-nucleotide messenger RNA. RefSeq names its product essential meiotic structure-specific endonuclease subunit 2 (gene EME2). Lineage: Eukaryota; Metazoa; Chordata; Mammalia; Dermoptera; Cynocephalidae. Gene Ontology annotation, cellular component: Holliday junction resolvase complex; nucleus. Gene Ontology annotation, molecular function: DNA binding; crossover junction DNA endonuclease activity. The record is from RefSeq and is a predicted model, not a curated record. Gene Ontology annotation, biological process: replication fork processing; mitotic intra-S DNA damage checkpoint signaling; resolution of meiotic recombination intermediates.